Sinocyclocheilus grahami is the source of this 1708-nucleotide messenger RNA. Its product is annotated as adenosine receptor A2b-like. Lineage: Eukaryota; Metazoa; Chordata; Actinopteri; Cypriniformes; Cyprinidae. The coding region runs from base 214 to 1347 and encodes 377 amino acids. Gene Ontology annotation, molecular function: G protein-coupled receptor activity. Gene Ontology annotation, cellular component: membrane. Gene Ontology annotation, biological process: G protein-coupled receptor signaling pathway. The transcript has 3 exons. The record is from RefSeq and is a predicted model, not a curated record.
GCUGGGCUGUUCAAAAACGGGUCACCUGUAACGAUGUGACAAUUAAGGCCAUGCAACAGGGCGGCAUCACGUGACUGAUCUUGAUUUGCCACAGGUGUUCAUCUGUCCUGGAGCGUCGGCCAUGUAGAUUCCGUUUGCAUACAGUUGACUAUUUGUAACGUUUGAAAAAUAAGGAUUUUUCAAAUAGCCAUGGGUCACUGAUGGAAAUGCGCCAUGAUGUCCGGCAUAAACAACCUUUCCAUUCCCUCAACAGAUGUGGACUUGAAUGUCACGGAUCUACAGAGGACCCUGGAGGCUCACCGCACCAUUAAAAUCGGGAUUAUAUCGGUUUUGGGAGUGAUGAUAACGUUGGGAAACAUAGCUGUGGUGAUGGUCAUAGCUUCAGCGGUAUCGGGGUGGUCGAGAAACUCUCGGUACUUUCUCUUAUCGUUAACGGGAGCGGACUCGGCGUUUGGGCUGCUUAUCAUGCCGCUCAAUUUGUGCGUGAGUUUCAUGAAAGAAUAUAACGGGGGCCCGGACCCCUUCUGUCACGUCGUGGCAUUUUUCAACGCGACUAUAUAUUCCACCUGCAUGUACACCCUUGCAACCAUAAGCCUGGAACGAUACAUAGCAGUGUUUUACCCUCUGAAGUACUCCACCGUGCUGACCAGGAGAAGAGCGCUGCUUCUGAUCGCGUUCGCGUGGGGUUUCCCUCCCGUUCUCCUCGUUCCCAUCUCGUUCCCGGCGGGCAUCAUUGAAGUGCGGUUCUCCAGAGCCUCGCUCGUGUGCAACCCGCUGUACUCCAGCAAUGUGUCUUACUCUCUGUCUCUGACUUGCUUCAUCUUCUUCCCGUGCUCGGCCAUCAUGACCUUCUGUAACCUCAGACUGUGGAUAGCCGCGAAGAGACAGAGGCUGAAGCUGAGAAGGCACAGCUGGGGUGGAGGAUACAGGCCUAAAGUCGCCUUGCGUGUUCUAGUGCCAGUCAUGACCGUUUACUACACCUGCUGGACGCCCUGCAUGGUCAUCAUGCUGUACAAUGCGAUUUCCGGCAGUGGUGUCCCCGAAUGGAUCGAGUUUAUUGCUGUGUGGUUACCCACCUCCAAUGGCUUCCUCAAUUGUAUCUUCUACUUCUGGAUCAACCAUAGCUUUAGAAGGAAAUUCCAUUUGGUUCUUCAGAGACUAUGUCUAGGACUUUGUCCAGGUUCUGACAGUGAUUCAAGCUGCGUCAACUCGGUGGAAUCUUCUGUGGUUCCCAGAUGGAACGGUAACUGCUCGCUCCAUGAGCGCUUUUCUAGCGUGUCAUCCACCUGCACUCUGCUGACGCUCAUGCCACCUCAGACCAGCGUGCGUCAACCAGAGCCGGCUUGAGAAUCCUUUUAGUCUUGUGAGCUGAUGAAGUUUUAAAGCUCUGGUGAAGUUGAGUCAUCAUGAGUGCUACUGACAUGUCAUUAACCUGCUCGGAUGGAGGUUAUUCCACUAAAUGUCUUUUUAAUCGCAAGUUAGCAUUCAGAAACACUCAUACUCAUGCUCUUUUAGUUCAAUGGCUAUUUGUGCCUUUUUGCUACUUGAUGGCACCUUCUCAUAUUCACUCAGACCUGGUUUCUUGGCCUAAUUGAAGUCUGAAAUGGUUUUGCGUUGUUGAUUGCCAUUUCAGGUUAAACACACAAGAGCCUUUGAAGCCUUUGCACACAUUUCCUUAUCUAUUCAUAAACCCAAUAUCAAGCAGCUG